This is a messenger RNA of Trichosurus vulpecula (common brushtail), 306 nucleotides long. Its product is annotated as 40S ribosomal protein S13-like. The transcript has a single exon. The coding region runs from base 1 to 306 and encodes 101 amino acids. Gene Ontology annotation, biological process: translation. The record is from RefSeq and is a predicted model, not a curated record. Gene Ontology annotation, molecular function: small ribosomal subunit rRNA binding; structural constituent of ribosome. Gene Ontology annotation, cellular component: cytosolic small ribosomal subunit; ribosome; nucleolus. NCBI's taxonomy places the organism in Eukaryota, Metazoa, Chordata, Mammalia, Diprotodontia, Phalangeridae.
AUGUUCACGUGGCUGAAGCUCACCUCGGACGUGAAGGAGCAGAUCUACAAGGUGGCCAAGAAGGGCCUGAUGCCCUCUCAGAUCAGUGUGAUCCUGAGGGAUUCUCAUGGUGUGUCACAAGUACAUUUUGUAACUGGCAACAAAAUUUUGACAAUUCUAAAGUCCAAGGGACUUGCCCCUGAUCUUCCUGAAGAUCUUUAUCACUUGAUCAAGAAAGCUGUUGUUGUUCGAAAGCAUCUUGAGAGAAACAGAAAUGAUAAGGAUUCUAAAUUCCAUCUAAUUCUGAACGAGAGCCAAAUUCGUUGA